Molecule: messenger RNA, 736 nt
Organism: Papaver somniferum (opium poppy)
Lineage: Eukaryota; Viridiplantae; Streptophyta; Magnoliopsida; Ranunculales; Papaveraceae
Product: major latex protein 22-like
Exons: 2
Coding region: 8-349 (113 amino acids)
Biological process (GO): defense response
Source: RefSeq, a predicted model, not a curated record
UACCAACAUGGACUCAGUAUCAGCUGCUCUAGUAUUUCAUAGUUCCAUAUACUUGUGUGCAAUGGCUCAUCAUGGUGUUUCAGGUCUAGUUGGGAAAAUUGUAACUGAAUUGGAGGUGAAUUGUAAUGCCGACGAAUUUUAUAAGAUUUUGAAGCGCGAUGAAGAUGUUCCACGGGCAGUUUCUGAUCUUUUCCCUCCCGUCAAAAUUGCCAAAGGAGAUGGACUUGUUUCUGGUUGUAUCAAGGAAUGGGACUGUGUUCUUGAUGGUAAGGCGAUGAGCGGCAAGGAGGAAAAACACACAACGAUGAAACGAGGACUUUGCGUCACCGUGAAUUGGAAGGAGACUUGAUGAAGGAUUACAAGAAGUUUGAUUCCAUAAUUGAAGUUAAUCCAAAACCAAAUGGACAUGGAAGCAUUGUGACGUGGUCAAUUGAGUAUGAGAAAAUGAACGAAGAUUCUCCGGCUCCCUUUGCUUAUCUAGCUUCCUUCCAUCAGAACGUUGUGGAAGUUGAUUCUCACCUCUGCCUUUCUGAAUAAGAUGCAAGUACAUGAACACGACUUUAGUGUUCGAUGUACGUCAGUAUAUGUUGUUUAAAUGUUCUUCUUGCGGUAUGCCUAUGUCUACGUGAUCAAGUUCAGUGUUCGUACACGUGAGCUUUGUGGUUUUGUGGUUACCUAUACUAUGUGUGUGUUUCAUAAAAUAAAGAUUAAUUAAGGGACUUGCAAGUUACAGUGA